AAGACGACGGUACAAACGAUUGGUGAAUAUUUGAUGAUGCUGCGAAGCAAUGAUUGUAGCAUUGUAUGCGUUCAUCAUAACAACGGAAAUAUGCAUAAUAUGGCUGACAAAUUGUUGAACUUGUAGCAUAUGUGUUGAUUUUAUAUUAACAACUGUAAUGUAAGUACUUAGUUUUUAACUCUUCGCCAAAGAAUACGUGCAUUCGUAUCACUCGUGUUCAUUGUGUUUGAAUUGUGUUGCGGCCUACAAACAACGUAUGGGAAUGUAGCGUAACUCAUUGCAUUUUGCAACCUAUCCGAAGAACAUUGCUGCCACAAAAGCGGUUGAGCAAUGGAGGGAGAUAAUCCUUCAGAGGAGGUUUUAUCGCAGAAGAAAAGCUCCUUAGAUGACAUAAUCGACCACAUAACGGCUGACUUACAAAGUUACGAUGGGAAGUAUAUAUUACUAGGUCAACCGUCGAACUCGGAAACGCAGUCAAUUUGGCAGCAACGUGUUACACGGCAGCCAGAAAAUCUAAACUAUGUGCAGAAUCCUUAUCAAGAGCAACAACAGUCCAGAAUUAAUCAUCUAGAUUCGAAUCUAUUUUACUCUUCGAAUUCGUACGUAGAGAAUUCGUGCAAUAACUACGUACCUUACGUGUUCCCUAAUUCGAAUCAGUAUCAGAACACCAGCAACGAUUCGCAUUAUAAUUACAUUUAUUAUCAACAAAAUUCUAAUCAUUCUACCGAUUACGGACUGUUCGGAUCGUCUAACAAUUAUCAGAACCAUCAUCUUAUCGAGAACUUGGUCGGAAAUUGGGUGCCUAAUCAAAACGGCACGUAUAGCCCGUUCGGUAACACUUCGCUUGGCAUCGAAACUAGAAACGACUCUAAUGUAGGACUACAACAUCAGUCGCCUCAAUCUCAACAUGCCAACACCUCGAACUCCAAUGCGUUUUCAAAACUGGGCAAUAGCGCUGUCCGGCGCCCUAGGAUGGUAGCGGAGGUUCGUCCAAUGAGACCAUCGUAUUCUGAUGUACUUGCCAAAUCAGUCACUCAGUGUACUCCUAAUGCUGUCAAUGGCUCAACGAAUAAAUCCGCCGCCUCAUCUAAGGUCGACUCUACUAGGACUAAAACUGCGAAAAAUAAGAAAGGUAACAACGUAACGAAAAAUGGUGGCCCUGUUUUGAAACGUCAACAUUCAUCCGGAAGCGAAGAGCAGAUGUUGAACGGUGUUAGGCAGCAAGUUGAUAAGAAAGUCACCUCGACCAAUGAAAACCAUUCUUGGUCUUCGCUAGAAGACUUGACUAAAUUCCCAGCGUACAAUGAUUUCGAAAAAGAGAACCCAUCCGAAAGAUCGCCUUUGUCUAAUCUAAACAACAAGAAAGGAAAUCGUAAAGUAAAACCGGUUCGUCAAAAUGAAAAUUCAACCGAAACGUGGAAUAACAAGAAAGUUAACGAAAAUCAGAACGAUAGCCGUAAGAAUGUUCGUAAAGGCAUCCAGAUAAAUAACAAUCUUCAGUGGGGAGUAGGCAAACAGACCCCUUCGCCGGUUCGUAAUGAUAAAAAGAUCAACAAAAGUACGCCGAAUAAUGAAGUCAAGAAAGCCAACAGCUCCAAUAAAAAUAUCAAUCAAGCUGCCGAAUGUGUCGGAGUGUCGAAGACCACUGCGAGUAGUAAAAUUAAUACGCGUUUCAACGAGGCUCCUAUUAAUCAACGUAAACUGCAGAGCAGGACGAAACGACGCGAAGGCACAUCUAAAAUUGCACUAGUCUGGAAACGAUGGAGGGAAAAGACCUCGCAAUAUUUGAUAUUAUUUUUCACUUGGUUCUUGAAUCUGCUAUGGGACGUGUUAGUGAUGAGUUUCCAUCUAUGUUUCUACUUGUUGGGCGUCAUAGUGAGUUGCAGCGGAGCGUGGUUCAGCACGGUAAAAUCGUUGCUUAAAAACUUAUGCACGAAUCCGCGUAACUGGUGGCAUCAGCGAAAGAAAAACGGCAAACAGUCUUCCUCGAAAAAAUCAUAUUCUAAUCGAUCUGAUAACUCGCACGGUAACUUAACGUCGAACAUAUCUUUACCGCAGACUGGCGAAGAAGCUAUGAAACGAUUAUUCGCUUGUAAGGGUAAAGAUCCAUACAGUAUUCUAGGUGUAACGAAAAACUGUCCGGAUGAAGUGAUUAAAAAAUAUUACAAAAGACAAGCCGUUCUGGUACAUCCCGAUAAAAAUAAUCAACCCGGAGCCGAAGAAGCUUUCAAGAUACUGGUGCACGCGUUCGAAUUGAUCGGCGAACCUGAACGACGAAAAGCAUACGAUCGAUGUGUAAUGGAAUCUGUCGAAGAAGAAUGGGAAGAAUUGAGUAACCUGAUAUCUCAGUUGCACAAAAAAAUGGAAUACGCUGCGAAUACUAUUAGGUGUACUAAUUGUGGAAACAGGCACAAACGUUCGAUGGUGGAAAGACCUUUGUACGCUGCUCGAUUCUGUUCUCAAUGCAAAAUUCAUCAUUCUGCCAGAGAGGGAGACAUAUGGGCCGAAAGUUCGAUGAUGGGUUGGCUUUGGAGAUACUACGCGUGUAUGGACGGUGCAGUAUACGAUAUAUCCGAUUGGGCUGCUUGUCAGGCUGAUAAUUUACGCCAUUUGAAGCCGAACACUCACGUGGUGCAGUACAGAAUCGUCGUCGGAAAACACAGACCUAAUCCUCCUCCUACUUCUACUCCGCAACCGCCUCCUCCUCCGCCAAACUGCAGUGAACAAGAUUUAGAAGAUUUCCUGAGUUCGUUGUACGGACACGGUAACGGUGGCACGGCGAAUAGCGACCAGUGUAAUAACCGGUUUCGAAAAAAGAGCAAAAGGAAGAAAUAAUGCAACUUUUUCUCGUCUCUGAAUUUCGAUGAAAUCUCGCCGUCGUUACACCCUGUGAUACGUCAGCUUGCGCCUGAUCUUUCGUUCAUACUUUUUUUUUCCGCCAGGACAUUGCAUUUCUAAGUGUUUUUAAUUUUUUUUUUCGUUCUUUCAGUUUCUCCUUUUUUUUUUGUUUUCCGUUCUGUAUCCUAUUUUAUGUCAUCCUAUCAUCUUCUUCCUCCGCCGCAUUGAAAAUUCUAAUACUCACAAUGAUCCUAACCUAGAUGUAUGAGAUUUUAUGUACUUAACGCUUUUUUUUUCUUUCAGUUUUUCAUUGUUGAUCGCAUAAAUCGCUUUUGUUUUUUCCUUAUUUUUUUUUUAUCGUAACUACACUUUUGUUUCGUCGUUUUUAUCGUUUAUUUUAUUAUUUUUUUUGUCGUAUUCAUCCUUCUAUUUUUUUUUCCUACGUCAUACAAAAAGUAACAAGACAACUGAUCACAUCGUAAGCAUUAAAAUUACAUUUAAGUUGCUUUUUUAUUGUGUGUUAUUUUUUUUUUAUUUUUUAUUUGUCGAAAGCAUUUUAACGAAGAUUAUAAAACUACUACGCAGACCGCAUUCGUAGUCUAGCGAAGGAGUGUUUUAAUUUUUUUUUUUUUUUGAUUUACUAAAAUACAUGGAUUUGUGUUGUGAA
This is a messenger RNA of Planococcus citri (citrus mealybug), 3505 nucleotides long. RefSeq names its product dnaJ homolog dnj-5. The transcript is spliced from 11 exons. Lineage: Eukaryota; Metazoa; Arthropoda; Insecta; Hemiptera; Pseudococcidae. The record is from RefSeq and is a predicted model, not a curated record. Bases 331 to 2835 code for a protein of 834 amino acids.